Salvia splendens (bonfire salvia) is the source of this 1632-nucleotide messenger RNA. RefSeq names its product nifU-like protein 2, chloroplastic. Gene Ontology annotation, molecular function: iron ion binding; iron-sulfur cluster binding. The record is from RefSeq and is a predicted model, not a curated record. Bases 701 to 1444 code for a protein of 247 amino acids. Gene Ontology annotation, biological process: iron-sulfur cluster assembly. Gene Ontology annotation, cellular component: chloroplast stroma; mitochondrion. Lineage: Eukaryota; Viridiplantae; Streptophyta; Magnoliopsida; Lamiales; Lamiaceae. The transcript has 4 exons.
GAACAAGACUCUUAUUGUGUGACAGAUGAGACUCUAUUGUGUGACAGAUGGAGUAUUAAUUUUAUAACAAAAUGUGACUGGAAUAAGUUGGUGGAAUGUGAGAUCUACUUAUCAUUUAUAGUAAAAGUGAAAUAAGACUCUUAUUAUGAGACGGAUCGAAACGAUAAAAACAGGACUUGUGGGACGGAGGGAGUAUCCAAAUCCAGAUAACCUAUCACGUUUAUAUACCGGGUUAUUAUUUUGGCAAAUUUUAUUCGUGCGGCGGUAGUGAAGUGAAAUCCUAUUAGGCCGCCAAAGGAGUCCUUAAUCUACACGCCUACGCCUAACUAGUUCUUUGUUUGUAACUUUGGUGGCUUAUUACUUCUUUUCAUGCUUACACAUUUCUUUUGACCACGAAAUAUAUGAAAAUUAUAUUUAGAAAAUUAAAUGGAAAAAAAUAAAAUUGAAGAACGAAAAGCAAAGAAAAGAAAAUAAGAUUGUGUUAUUAAAAAAAAACUCACGUUUUAGAAGAAAAAAAAUUACUAUAAAUUGAUCCUAUAGAAUGGUUUAAUGCACCCGGAUUUAGUCAAAAUAAAAAAUCAAACUAAAAUUUAACUCUAAAAUCAGUCAAUAAAGGACAAACGCAAGUGGAGAAAAGGAAAAAACUAACCAGAAAAUUUUCUGUUGGCUUUACCAACUCUCAGAAAUUCAAUUGAGUCCGAUGCAUGCGGCCAUGGCGGUUACGUCUCCCUCUGCUUACAACUGUAGGCUCCACCAUACCCUAGAGGCCUCCUGCUCUUCUUCCGCCUCCGCCCCCGCCCUCUCCCUCUCCCGAUGCACUCUUUCACCUAAGGUCUCGAGCUUCUUCGGCGCUCGGAUUUCGGUUUCCGGUAGACUCGAUCAGGCGCUGCCAUCCUCAUCACAUCAGCUGCGGCGUAGCUCGCGCUCAAAUCCUCGGCCAGGAAUAAAGGCUGUUGCCACUCCUGAUUCAGCUGUGGAAUUGCCGCUCACAGCAGAAAAUAUCGAGAGCGUGUUGGAUGAGAUCCGACCCUAUCUUAUUGCGGAUGGGGGCAAUGUUGCAUUGCAUGAAAUUGAUGGAAAUGUCGUCAAACUAAAAUUACAAGGAGCAUGUGGAUCAUGUCCUAGUUCCGUAGUGACAAUGAAAAUGGGCAUUGAGUGUCGUCUUAUGGAAAAGAUCCCUGAAGUUAUUGCAGUGGAAUCAAUACCAGAUGAAGAAACAGGGCUAGAGCUGAACGAAGAGAACAUAGAGAAGGUGCUUGAAGAAAUAAGACCUUACCUCAUUGGAGCUGCUGGUGGGGAUUUGGAACUAGUAGAAAUUGAGGAGCCAAUAGUUAAAGUGCGAAUAUCGGGUCCUGCAGCUGGUGUAAUGACUGUUCGAGUUGCUGUGACCCAGAAACUUCGAGAAAAGAUUCCAUCCAUUGCAGCCGUUCAGCUUCUGUCAUAGAUGCAAUGAGUGAUAUUUAAUUAUGCAAAACGAUUCUAGGGUAGAUUACGAAGCUGCAGGAGGUGCGUGUGUUGACAUGUACAUUGUAGCAUUAAGAAACAUGUGCUCGAUUAUAUUAUGUGCGGCAAUCUUAUCACUUGUUCCUCUAACGCAGAGUAUGUUAUAAAUAAAAUAGAAUUCUUCCUCCA